Messenger RNA from Paramormyrops kingsleyae, 2373 nucleotides. RefSeq names its product zinc finger, C2HC-type containing 1C (gene zc2hc1c). NCBI's taxonomy places the organism in Eukaryota, Metazoa, Chordata, Actinopteri, Osteoglossiformes, Mormyridae. The record is from RefSeq and is a predicted model, not a curated record.
AGGGAUGCAAGGGGAUGAGAGUGGUUUCUAAGCAACGGACACCAACAAAUGGAUAUACGGACUUUGAGCAAUACUGAAUAUAAGCAUAGGAAAUCAAAAUCACGAAAUUAUCGACAUUAUAAAAGACAAGCGAAAGCUGCAUCUGCCGGACACUGAUGAAGGUUUCUGGUAUUCCCAUGAAGCAUGACUUUACAAAUGGCACCAAGUCCACACUCUGUAUUGAAACUUCCAACAGUGAUCCAUGAGGGGAGAGACCAGUGGUCUUCUAGAAUGCAGCUUUCACAGUCGAAUUUCCUUCAGAACCAAGCUGAAGAAAAGGAGAAGAAAAUGAUGACUAUAUAUGAGCAGAAGCAGCAGGCUGCAUUAGACAAAGUAAUGCAGAACAUUUCCCACAAGAACUAUUCACCAGAUCAAAAGAGUAAUUCUGCAAAGACUAGAUAUGAUGGUGUCUAUUAUAAGAAAAAUUACUAUGGCGAUAGCCCAAAGAAAACCACUGAUGUAGAAGGGGCCUUUUCGCUGAAACCAGUUUACCAUAAGAGAUCUUACAGUUGGAACAUGUCUAGGACUAAUAAUGAUGCAAAGUCUUUGAAACCUUUGGACAUGCAAAGAGUCCCUCCCCCUCUUCCAUCUUUACCUCUCAGUUAUACAAAGACAUCUGAUGAGAAAUAUUUAAAGCCAUAUUCCUGGAGACAGUUUUCAUUAGACCAGCCCCCCGCAGAGGUCUUGACAUGGUCCAAGGGUAACACACCUCAGGGAGCACAAGGCAAGCAAUGGAGGCAGGCCAAGGUGGACGAGAAGGACCAACCAUGGUUGGCUGAAGACAUACGCAGGAGAGAGGUUGCCCUGAAAGAGAAACUCAGGAGGACUGAAGACAAGCUGAGGAGAAUCCAACAGGAGAGGGCAGCUUCUACAGGGGAGGGGGAAAGGUGGGGGAGACGAGGAGCGGAGUUGGAAAAGAUUAAAUGGACAGAGGAAACUGAGAGGAGACAGAGUGGUAGAGUUGCUGCAGUUGACUGGGAUAGGAGAGAUGGCAUGAUGGAGAGUGAGAGAAGGAUGGAUGAAAUGGGGAGAAAAGAAAGGUGGAAUAGAGAAUUUGAAAGAAGUGAGAACAGGGGUGCAGAGUGGGAAAGGGAAAGGAAGGCAAGGCUAAAGGAGGCAGAAAUGGUGAGUGAGAGGAGGAUGAAGGAAAGACAGAAAGACAGAGAAUGGAAGCAGACCGUAAAAGACAGAGAGCCAGAGAGACCAAGCUGGGGAGAGUGGGAGAGGAAGAGGGAGGUACUGAAGGAGAGGGGGAUAGAAGAUGGGUGGGAAGGGGAAGGGCAAGACGUGAGGGGAGAGAGAGAAUGGCAAGAGGGUAGGGAUAAGGUGAGGGAAGGAGAAUGGGAAUGGAAAACAAGGAAUAUGGGGGGAGAGUGGGAAAGGAUGAGGGUGAAAGAAAGGGGGAAAAUAAAGGAGGGAGAGUGGGAAUACAGAGAAAGAAGAGAGAGGAUAAGGGAAGCAGAGUGGGAAAGGCUCAAAGACCGGGACUGGGAGAGGGACCAGGUGAGGACACAAAGAAAUGGCCGGGAGAGGAGCCAGAAGGUCCUCUGGAGGACAAGCCUGAACAGCAGUAACGGGAGCCCACCUUCGGAAGGAGCCAUGAUUCCUCAUGCGAGAUCCAUGAACCUUACUGAGCAGCUGGAGCAGCUGAGUCUGGGGGAGGGGCCUAGCCUGGGGGAGGGGCCCCAGCUCCUGCCCUGCAAGCACUGCCACAGGAGCUUUGCCACUGAGCGCCUGGAGCGCCACCUGAAGGCUUGCGAGAAGGUGCACCAUUCCAAGAGAAAGGUCUUUGAUUCCUCCAAGUACAGGGCCAAAGGAACAGACCUGGAAGAGUUCAUGAAGACCAACACAAGAAGCCGAACACCAGAGCCAAAAAAGAGCAACUGGAGGCAGAAGCAUGAGAUUUUCAUCAGGAACAUCCGUCAGGGCCUCCUGCCAGCGAACGGGGCCUUGCGGCCAAAGCUGCCCGCCAACAACAACCCCGACUAUGUAGCCUGUCCUCACUGUGAUCGCCGCUUCGCCCCGGGUCCUGCCGAGAGACACAUUCCCAAGUGUCAGUACAUCAAAAGCCGGCCCCCUCCCCCGCCACGCCGCCUCUAACAAUGGGGCAGAGGAAACACCAGUAAACAAAUAAGAUGAUGCUUUACUUCACAGUAAAUACAGAGCUGCAUUGGCCGGGAAUGAUGAUGCUGUCUGUGUGUUUUAUAUGAUUAUUUCCAUGUUAGUUUUAUUGUGGACUGUAGACAUUAACAUUUGCUGAGCAACUCAACUGAUUUUUCUCCUAAGGAAACGCUGAAUAAGUCACUUCGUCAAUUUGUUUACAAGCCAGACACA